Messenger RNA from Effrenium voratum, 2532 nucleotides. The record is from the annotation of a GenBank genome assembly. NCBI's taxonomy places the organism in Eukaryota, Dinophyceae, Suessiales, Symbiodiniaceae.
AUGGAGGCAGAGGAGAUCCUGGCAGAGGCCGGGAGCAAGGAGGCUGCGAGCAUAGUGGCUAGCCUAGGUGCAUUGGAUGUGCUGGAGGUGUUUUCACCUCAGCGUGUGACAAAGGAGCUGAAGCGGUUCGGCAUGCGUGACGGAGCGGCGGUGGACCUAGAGGAGAUGAAGCCAGAUGGGUCAGAGAGGUGGAACCUCGACAGGCCAGAAGAUCAGAAGGAGGUGCUGAAGAUGAUUCAGGUGGAGGAGCCGUGGCUCCUGACGAGCUCACCGCCGUGCACUACGUUUAGCCCACUGAGGAACGUGUCCAAUGGCAAGAGGGACCCGGGCGUGGUGCAAGAGGAGGAGGAGCUUGGAAAGGCGAGGAUGAGAACCGCGAUGAAGUGCUGCAAACAACAGCGGGAGCAGGGUGCCUUUUAUCUCCAUGAGCACCCGAAACCGUCCACGUCAUGGAAGAUGCCGGAAGUGGAAGAGGAGGUGAAUCGAGACGACACGUACUUGGUUCAGAGUCCGAUGUGCCGUUGGGGCAUGAAGAUGGAGGACCGAGAAGGGGAAAUCCUGCAUGUGAGAAAGGAGACUUUGUGGCUGACGAACUCGAGGAGGAUCGCAGAAGAGCUGGAGGGCGUGUGUGAGAAUGUCCUACAAGGUCGAGAAGUGCAUCGGCAUGUUCAUCUGGUGGGAGGUGGACGAGCUAAGGCUGCGCAGGUCUACCCCAAGGAGCUGGUGGAGGCAAUUCUACGUGGCCUGAGGAAAGAGCUACGAGAGAGGGGAGAGAUCAGUGCGGUGGAGGAGCAGUUGUCAGGCCCGACACCGGAUGAGUACGUCGAGCAGGAAGAGCUCUACAAGGAGGAGUUCGGCCAGUUUGUGGAUGAUGUGACCGGUACGGAGUUGCCGGCGCACCUGGUGAAGGCGGCGCGAAAGGAGGAGCUGGGCUGGCUCCACAAGGAGGGCGUCUACGUGAAGGUCCCAAGGAGGAUCUGCGAAGGGAAGGGCAUGAAGCCCUUGCAGUUGAAGUGGCUGGAUAUUAACAAGGGAGACGCGACCCAGGUGAAGGUAAGGAGCAGAUUGGUGGCGAAAGAAGUGCGAAAGGCAAAAAGGCCUGAAGAUCGACUUCGGGCGGAGGAAACGUUCGCGGCGACCCCGCCGCUGGAGGCGGUGAACCUGCUCCUGAGCCUGUUCAUGACGGAGAACCCAGAAGAGCCGGACGCCAAGGUGGCUUGCUGGGACAUCAGCCGAGCACACUUCAUGGGACGUGCGGAAAGAGAACUGUACGUGGAGUUGCCGGAGGAGGACCAGUGCGGAGAUGAUGGUGAAGAGAGUCCGGAGCCUAUGGUGGGACUACUUCGCAGGUCCAUGUAUGGGACGCAAGAUGCCAGCAAGGUGUUCCAGGGCGACUACAUCGGCUGGUUGAAGGAGCAUGGUGCAGAGUUUUGUGCACUGUGCCCCGCAAUCUUCAAGAUAGCGGAGAGAAGGUUGAUUGGCCUGGUCCACGGGGACGACUUCUUGGUGAAGGGCAACGGGGCCAACUUGCAGUGGUUGGACGGCGUGCUGAACACGCGCUACACGGCAAGGCUGGAGGCCAUGCUUGGCCGCGGCGCGGAAGAUGACAAGGAGAUGUUCUUCUUGAACAGGAAGAUCCGCUUCAAUGUCAAGCUGGAUGAUGCGGCGAGGUGGAAAUUGGAGUUGGAGGCGGAUGCAAGGCACGCGGAGAUAGUGAUGCGCUACUUCGGGUUCAAUGAGAAGACCAAGGGCGUGGACAUCCCGGAGGAGAAGAUGCGGGACGUCGAGAGAGUUGCUGAGGAGCGCCUGCCAGAGCUGGAUGCCGAGCAGGCGGUGGACUAUAGGAGCAUGGUGAUGCGCCUGGCUUAUCUGAGCCAGGACCGCCCUGAUUUGGGGCAUGCGGUAAAGGUGCUGAGUUCGGCAAUGAGGUCGCCGAAGCAAGGUGACAUGCAGCGGCUGAAGCGCGUGGCGAGGUACUUGGUGAAGGUCCCCUACCUCAAGAAGAUCUUCAAGCAGCAGCCUAUGAGAGAAAUGGAGGUCCGAGCUUGGUCGGACAGUGAUUGGGCUGGUGAUCCGUUGACACGGAAGUCGGUGACGGGGGCGGUGAUCAAGAACGGUGGCCACACCCUCAUGGUGCGCGGUGUGACCCAGAAGAUCGUUGCGCUGAGCAGCUGCGAGAGCGAGUACUAUGGAAUGUGUCGGACGGCCACUUUGGCCGAGUUCGUGAGGAACGUGAUGGCCUUCUACAUGGGUGAGAAGGUGCCGGUGGUGAAGAUGCUGGUGGAUAGCUCCGCGGCGAAAGCCAUGACGGAGCGGAGAGGCGUCGGGAAGACGCGGCAUGUGCAAGCCCGGUACUUGUGGCUGCAGGACCGGGUGGCGGAGAAGGCGCUCAGGGUGGAGAAGACGCCUGGAGCGGUGAACGAUGCGGACGUGGUGACGAAGGUCCUGUCGGGUGGCGUCAUGAGAGGCCAUUUGACCCGAAUGGGAUUCGAGGCCAGUGACAACAAAGGUCACAAGGCCUUGUUCUUUUAG